AGAAAGAGAUGACAGAAAUUCAGAGAAAUUUUAAAAAGCAGCGAGUUUUAGGGGACGAUAGUGAGGAAAUUAGAAAGGAUGAACAGGAACUAGAACUUGAAGCUGAGCUUUUUAACGAUAGCCAUCAGUUCGGUAAGCCAGAGGAUGACAUGAGCGAGGACGAGCCAUUCUUUAUUGAUGAGUCUAAGCCCUCUCAAGCAGAAGCCCUAUGGGAAGACGAAGACGAUAAGAAUUUUGAAAUUUCGUUAGCAAGCAACGCAAAGUUACGCAAACUGAGAAAAGAAGAAGGCGAAGACAUUAUUGGCGGUGAUGAGCUUGAGUCUAGAUUGAGAGAAAAGUUCAAAGCUAUAAAUCCAACCCCUAGUUGGGCUACCCAGGCCAAGAAUAAGCGCAAACAACGCGAAGACGAAAGUGAGGACGAGGAUGACAUUCUCAACUCAACAGGUCUCAAUACACUCACAAAUAGGAAGACACGCCUGAAAGCAGGUGAAAUAAAGGUAGAAAGACUCAAAGAUGUCGUACAAUCUGAUCAAAUUAAUAUCGUCAAUGUAGAAUUCCAUCCUAUUAUUAACAAUUUACUUCUUGUCGCGCAAUCUGACAGGAGAUUAAAGAUUUACAACGUUGAGGGCUCUAAGAGUACACUAGUACAACAGUUACACCUCAAAGAUAUGCCAAUCACAACUGCGAUUUUCAACCCAACAAAACCUUCAAUUUUCAUUGGUGGCCCACGCCCAUAUUCUUACAUAUACCACCUCGAAGAUGGCAGUGUACAGCGCUUUAAACACACAGAGGGUGUCUUUGGUACACAUGCAAAGUUCAACAUUGAUGGCACUAUGAUCGCUUUGAAAGCAAGAAGAGGAUAUGUAGAAUUAUUGAGAUGGACAAACUCGUCUUGUGUACCAAUCGGAAAUGUGAAGAUGAACAGACCGGCAGUCGACUUUGCUUGGGGAAGGAAUAGUAACACAAUUUACAUCAUUACGGAUAACUCCGAGAUGAGCAUCUGGGAUGCAGCAAGGAGACGCUGUAUACGAACUUGGAAAGACAGUGAGAAUUUUUCACCUUCGACAAUAGCUGUUUCCAGAGAUAACACUUUCAUUAGUGUCGGCUAUAGCAGCGGUAUUGUCAACAUUUACGAGGUCGAAUCAUUAAAACUACUGAAAUCAUUGGGUAACCUUACCACUUCUAUUAACCACCUGGCUUUCAACAAAGACACCCAACUGCUUGCGUCCACAUCUGCCGAAAAGAAUGACCAAUUGCGCCUGAUUCACUUACCUUCUUUGACUGUUUAUCAAAAUUGGCCAACAUCCAACACUCCAUUAGGGAAAGUACAAGCGAUAGAUUUCUCUACUGAUGGCCGAUGGAUUGUGAUUGCUAAUCAGAAAGGCAAAUUACUCCUGUACCACGUUAGGCAUUACAGUGAGAAAGUGGCAUAUUGAGAAAUCUUUACGUUUUUUUGUACUCUUAUUACUU
This is a messenger RNA of Wallemia mellicola CBS 633.66, 1470 nucleotides long. Its product is annotated as WD40 repeat-like protein. Gene Ontology annotation, biological process: rRNA processing. Gene Ontology annotation, molecular function: protein binding. Bases 9 to 1436 code for a protein of 475 amino acids. Lineage: Eukaryota; Fungi; Basidiomycota; Wallemiomycetes; Wallemiales; Wallemiaceae. The transcript has 3 exons. The record is from RefSeq and is a predicted model, not a curated record. Gene Ontology annotation, cellular component: Pwp2p-containing subcomplex of 90S preribosome; small-subunit processome.